UUGUGCGAAAUGCAUUCCGGGCGUGCGAAUCGAGAUCGCUCGACAGCCGGUUUAUAUUUAUAGUUUAUUGUGAGCCUAAUAUGCCACAAUAUCUUUAAUAGAAAUUUGGGAACAACUUCAGUGCCGUUUCUGCAAUUUUCACCGUGAACGUGUUAUAGAAGGAACAUCGUUUGUUUGCAGAUUGCAACACUCUUCUUGAAGGAGAUAUCUUGCUAAUUUUUGCUAGUACCAGACAUAUAAACGAUACAGAAUGCUCACCGAACGAAUGUCCGCGGAGAACGUGGAAAAUUUUGUCCAUGAACAUCUGAAGGAAGAUUUGCGGGUGUAUGAAAAGCAAUUGAAGGAGCUGAACGGUGACAUUAUGGAAUACGUACAGUUGAAGCACAUGAUUGAAACUAUCCUAGGCCAAGACCGUAGUGCAGGAUUCAAGACACAGGUUAACAUCGGUGGCAACAUGUUCAUGAAGGCCCGGGCAGACAACGUUGAUCGCAUUUUGGUAGACAUUGGACUGAAGGUUUACGUGGAGUUUAAAAUCGAGGAAGCUUUGCGGUUUGUGGAAAUGAAAAUUAAAGUGCUAACGAAACAAGCCGACGUUGUGCGGGACAAAAGCAUCGAAACAAAGGCGAAUAUCAAGCUGGCAUUGCUUGUGAUAGGAGACUCACAGCGACUGCACACAAUCCAUGACGAUCGAUGAUGAUGCGAGAAUUGGGGCGAAGAUGAAGGAUGAAGUUACAAAUUAUAUUGUUAAACAUAGCAAAUGAAGCGUUCGGGUUUCCGCAUUUAUUUACACAGUGGAAGAAAAGAAAAGAAAUGUACGAAA
Molecule: messenger RNA, 820 nt
Organism: Anopheles moucheti
Lineage: Eukaryota; Metazoa; Arthropoda; Insecta; Diptera; Culicidae
Gene: Uxt
Product: protein UXT homolog
Exons: 2
Coding region: 251-694 (147 amino acids)
Biological process (GO): regulation of DNA-templated transcription; protein folding
Cellular component (GO): prefoldin complex; cytoplasm
Source: RefSeq, a predicted model, not a curated record